GACUCGACUCGUUCACACUUGUAUUUACCCAUAAUUAAAAACACAGUUAAGUUGAAUUUGUGUCUUAAUAUACAUUCUACAAAAUACAAAUCUCAGUCUCCCAAAGUUCGCUGAAGCAAACCAGACCAUCAGCAGAUCGAUCUUCGUCAUCUCUAAUGGCUCAAUCAGCGAAGCCCAUCACUAGUCCUGUUCCUCAAUCGUUGUACCCAACCCUAGCCUUUCUCCUCCUCGUUUUUGGGCUAAUUGUUACAGCUUCAUUCUUUAUCUACGCGGCAACUGCAUCAAAGAAGAACCGGAGUCUGGCUAAAGAACUCGUCACCGGAGCAGUUGCUUCUGUUUUCUUGGGUUUUGGAUCUUUAUUUUUGCUACUAUCAACCGGUGUUUAUGUCUAAUUUAUAGUGAUUCAGUCCAUCUGUUUGCUAUAUAGAGUUAUUGAGUAGUACUUAAAAGUUGCCAUGUUUUGACAAUUUCUCAGUUCAUUGUAGCUUAUGAAUCAUGAACUGUAAUUAUGAAUUGGGUUGAUUAGUGUUGCUUAAUUUCCAGAUAUUUACUGUAGUAUGAGGAGAAGAAUUUUGAUAGCGUUGGCUUAAAGCAAUACAAAAGUCAGUAGGUGGAUCAACACUUACAUUUAUGUUUCUUGUA
Molecule: messenger RNA, 642 nt
Organism: Spinacia oleracea (spinach)
Lineage: Eukaryota; Viridiplantae; Streptophyta; Magnoliopsida; Caryophyllales; Amaranthaceae
Exons: 4
Coding region: 156-392 (78 amino acids)
Cellular component (GO): oligosaccharyltransferase complex
Source: RefSeq, a predicted model, not a curated record